UGGUUUCAAAAUCGGAGAGCGAAAUGGAGAAAAAGGGAGAAAGCAAUGGGAAGGGACAGUCCAAACUUACCUUCAGGUGUAGAUCUUUUAAUGGGACCAAGAACGGAUCUGCCUUCCUUAUACCCGAGUUCCGGACCACACCUGCAUAGAGGUAUACCCAUGCCUCCAUCUGAUCAUCAUCUAUGGCCACUCUCCACUGGACUUCAAAGUCCACUCGGACUUUCUCAUAUGUUGAACUAUAAUAGCAACAAUUCCCCAACUUUAGGUCCACCCGGUUUAUUUGGACACCAUCAUCCACCUUCUUGGCCCAAAGCAGUCACUCCACUUAGCUCAGCUUUGUUAUCAGUAUACAUGCUCAGUUCGGCAGCUGCAGCUUCAGCCUCAACUUCCUCUCCGACUACAGCACCAUCUGUUACAAGUUUUGCGCACCAUCCGGCUUUGUCUUCAGGCAAAGCGUCCUUCCUUGGACAACCUCAUCUUCAACCAACUUUUCUGGGUAUGGACUCUGGACCAUUAGUGAAAGGACUGGAUGCUGGAAGAGCCAGCAUAGACAUACUUAGGUUAAAAGCCAAAGAGCAUGUUUUAGAGAGGCCGAGUCCUUCUCCGCAACCUCCUUCCAGACCUGAAUCGUCUUCGUGAGUUCUAAACAAAGGAAUAGACUUGUACUCACUCUAACUUACUAAUAUAUGUCAUGUGACAGUUGUACUGCAUACGAUUGUGUGUGUGUGAACUUUUCUAAGUGACAUUUAUCAGAUAUGCUCAUUUUUGUGCAGAAUGAGCAUCAGUCUGAGAUCUCCUAUUAGUGCUAGUAUUAAAAUGCAAACAUUAUUU
Messenger RNA from Parasteatoda tepidariorum (common house spider), 831 nucleotides. NCBI's taxonomy places the organism in Eukaryota, Metazoa, Arthropoda, Arachnida, Araneae, Theridiidae. The record is from RefSeq and is a predicted model, not a curated record.